AUGGCCUAUAAUAACCAUUUCCAAUUUACGCCCCGGCAACCCGCACACUACCUGAACCACAAAGUCUCCGAUCUGUCGGACAGUCCGUACCACGAUGAGACGUCCCCUGCCGGAAUUAGGGGCCGGGAGUCCCUCGUGUCACUUCAGUCUGCCUACGAAUCUCCACACUUAGACGGCACGUCAGAUGGAAAUUCCUAUGGGCCAGGACCAUCUUGGUCACUGCCCUUCGUAGGAUCUGGAGGUGGGAGAUAUCAACCAGUGGCGCCUCCCAGCCGUUCUAACUCAACUUUCGGGCGUUACAAGAGCGUCCGUGUCAGACCCCAAGAUACAAUUCAUGAAGAUGAGAGUAUCGAUAUGUCCCUGCUCCGCGCAGCUGCGCCACUCGGACACUCUAGUCCGCACGACUCUGUCGCGGGUUAUGAGCCAGCAGUCGAUCUAUCUUCCUUCUCCGGGCCAAUGGGUCCUCAAGACCAAAAUUUCGCCAAAUCGUUACAAGCGAAGGAAGCUAGAGGCCACCUUACCGGGGGUAUAGGGGAGGGGAUGAGUCCGAUAGCAACCAUCAAGAGAGAACAGCUUAUAGCAAGCUCGCCGUCUCUUAAAAGGAGCUUUACCAGAUCUUUUUCUAUGAAGAGCGUGUCUAGUUCAAGAUCGAGGGCGGGAUUGAAGGAGCUGGGACAGAUUGAGGCCAAUAGGAGGGGAGACGUGAUAGAAGUUAUCAUGGAAGAACCUGCAGACUUGAGUACGAUGGUUGGGCCUAACGUAGUUGGGUCGGAUCCAAACCGUCGCCACUCGCAACUCCCAAGCAAGGAGAUGAAGACCGAGGUGUUUUAUCCACAGCCUAAUUGGAAACCGUUCUCUAUGAGGUGGCCAUAUAUAACGGGUUUAAUUCUCCUAUCCGUCGGUCUCGCCAUCGCCCAGGAGAUCCUAUUCCAGAGGUCUGCCGAGACUCCUCUCAUCAAAUUCCACAACGCCACUGAUCUCGGACCUGGCUACUAUUUUAUCUUCAAAUUUGUCCCAACAAUAAUUACUGUCACGUAUGGCGUGCUGUGGCAGAACACAGACUUCGAAGUCAAGCGGCUCGAGGCCUUCUAUCAGCUAUCAAAAGAAGGGGGAGCCCUAGCAGCGGAGUCGGUCAACGUUGACUAUAUCACCUUGUUCAACUUCACCCGGCCGUUUCGCGCCCUGCAGCGGAGACACUAUGCAGUGGCCACCUCAUCUUUGGCAACUCUUCUCGCCGUAUCCUUGGUCCCUACUCUUGGCGCAGCCGCAUUGGUCGUGGGGCCGGACCGGCAGGUACGGCUUUCAAACCCAGACGUCGAGAAGACCAUCACCAUGAGCCCUAUCCUAUCCCGUCUUCUAACCAUGACUUUCUUCGUCAUCGCAGUACUGGGGUGCGUGCUAUUCUACCAGCUUAAUACGCGACGCUCGGGCCUACUCUCAGAUGUCAAGGGGAUUGCAGGACUGGCGUCGAUGGCUGUCGUCAGCCAUAUCAUGAUGGAUUUCAAGGACAUGGACGUCGCCAAGCCAAAGGAUAUCCACCACAAGCUCAAGAAUAGACGGUACGCCUUGCGCAACUCGUCAUUGGUUCCCGAGGAUUUCGAACAGGUGUCCACGCUGGAAAGCGAUAGGUACAGGGACGCGCAUUUACCCGAGAAUCCGCACCCGCUCAUGCUGCGCGCUGAGGGCUGUAUACCCUUCAUAAUCGGGAUAUUGAUGUUCCUGGGUUUCAUACCAGUGUUUCUAUUUACGCCAGCUAGCGUGCUAACAAAUAAAGCACCCUGGGUCGUCACCCUGCUCGCAGUUAUUAUUAAACUGAGCUGGGGCAGCCUGGAGACAGCGAUCCGCAUGAUGGAGCCGUACUACAUCCUCUCGAAGCGGCACGCACCAGCCAAGACGCUGACCCUCGACUACACAGCCAUGCCAUUCGCAGUAGUCGCCGCGCGUGCGCUCUUCAACCGACACUGGAUGGUGUUCCUGGUUGGGGGGGCACCAUCAUGGUAG
Molecule: messenger RNA, 2001 nt
Organism: Daldinia childiae
Lineage: Eukaryota; Fungi; Ascomycota; Sordariomycetes; Xylariales; Hypoxylaceae
Exons: 2
Coding region: 1-2001 (666 amino acids)
Source: RefSeq, a predicted model, not a curated record